Hibiscus syriacus is the source of this 1875-nucleotide messenger RNA. RefSeq names its product serine/threonine-protein kinase PCRK1-like. Bases 462 to 1691 code for a protein of 409 amino acids. Gene Ontology annotation, biological process: protein phosphorylation. NCBI's taxonomy places the organism in Eukaryota, Viridiplantae, Streptophyta, Magnoliopsida, Malvales, Malvaceae. Gene Ontology annotation, molecular function: ATP binding; protein kinase activity. The record is from RefSeq and is a predicted model, not a curated record. The transcript is spliced from 5 exons.
CAUUUUUAAUUUUUUUUAUCUCAUAUUCAAUGCACCUUUUCACAUUUGAGCACUUUUUUUCUUCAAAUAGUUCAGUGUUGAAAAUUUUAGCAGGUUUAGUUAAACUUCUAUGUCAAAUUUUCUCCCUUUUUCUUUUUAAAAUUUGCUUGGUCUGAUGACUUGUUGGUUGAUGCCCCCGCUGCUUGGCCUGCUGUGUAUCGACUUCUUUUAUAGAGUUGAACACUGUUCUUCCAGAAUUCAAAGCUUUUGGAGGUCUUUUGGGGGCCAUUGAACCAAUGGGUUUCUCUUAAAAUCCUUGAAUUUGGGAUAUUUUCUUUUCUUCAAGCUUUGUAGCCUAAUUCUUACCUCCCCCAAACAAGAGAAUUGAAGCUCGACUUUGCAGUUUUUGUAGGUAGUCUGUUUUGUGCCUCAUCACAUCUGGAUCUGCACUGGAAUUCAUUGUAUUUUAAUUCUUUGAGGCUAUGAGGUGUUUUAAAAUUCCGGGGUGGGGAAAACAGGAUGAACCGAAGACCCCUACACCAAUUUCAACUCGAUCUAUGAAUUCCACAUUCACUGAUCGAGGAAUAGGGCGGUCUGGAUCUGCAAUAGACUCUCAAAAUGUAUCAAGACUCAGCACUGAGUCCAUUAGGAGGUCCUCUUUCCCUAGCAUGUCUCGAGGACCAAACAAUCUAAGGGUGUUCUCAGUUUCUGAUCUUAAAUCCGCCACCAAGAAUUUUAGCCGCUCUGCCAUGGUCGGAGAGGGUGGAUUUGGUUGCGUUUACAAGGGGGUUAUCAAGAGUCCCGAUGAUGCAUCGAAAAAGAUCGAAGUAGCAGUGAAACAACUUGGUAGACGGGGGUUGCAGGGCCACAAGGAAUGGGUGACAGAAGUAAAUCUCCUUGGUGUGGUUGAGCAUCCUAAUCUGGUAAAGCUAGUGGGCUACUGUGCUGAAGAUGAUGAAAGAGGAAUCCAGAGGCUUUUGAUAUACGAGUAUAUGCCCAAUGGAAGUGUGGAAAAUCUUUUGUCCGAGGAGUCGGAGACAACUCUUUCGUGGGGGAUGAGAUUGAAAAUAGCCCAAGACACCGCUCGAGGGCUAGCAUACCUACACGAAGGGAUGCAUUUCCAGAUCAUCUUCAGGGAUUUUAAGUCUUCUAAUAUCCUUCUGGAUGAUCAAUGGAGGGCAAAACUAUCGGACUUCGGAUUAGCCAGGUUGGGCCCUUCGGAAGGUUUAACUCAUGUCUCAACAGCGGUUGUUGGAACAAUGGGGUACGCGGCUCCUGAAUAUGUCCAGACGGGACGUCUCACGUGCAAGAUCGAUGUCUGGAGCUAUGGGGUAUUCCUCUAUGAACUCAUCACAGGCAGGCGCCCUUUCGACAAAAACCUCCCCAAGAGUGAGCAAAAGCUCUUGGAAUGGGUGAAGCCAUACCUAUCAAAAGCAAAGAAGUUCGAGCUGAUACUGGACCCUAAACUGAAAGGGAAAUACCAACUCAAGUCUGCUCAAAAGCUUGCGAUCGUGGCCAACCGAUGCAUAGUCAGAAACCCGAAGUCACGCCCCAAGAUGAGUGAGGUGUUGGAAAUGGUGAACCAGAUUGUGGAGGCAUCAGCAGGAGCCAUAGGUCCCGAACCGCCAUUGAAGGUUACACCAUCUGUUGAUGCCUCUAGGGCAACCGAAAGGAAACAUAAGAGGAGGAUUAUAGAUUCCAGAGGUGGUUAAGAGUUUGUACAACAUGUUAACAGUGAAGAUUUUAAACAAACCACAACUGCAGCCAUUUCAGUUGGUUAGAUAGAUGUAACUUCGAAGAAAACUCGAUAGCGGAUCGAAGGGGUUUAGCAUGAAGUCGAGUGAGCAAUGCGAUCGGAUGUCCUAUACAAUUAUACAGGUGGAAAAUGGUUCUGAG